Molecule: messenger RNA, 600 nt
Organism: Melampsora larici-populina 98AG31
Lineage: Eukaryota; Fungi; Basidiomycota; Pucciniomycetes; Pucciniales; Melampsoraceae
Exons: 3
Coding region: 1-600 (199 amino acids)
Source: RefSeq, a predicted model, not a curated record
AUGCUGCAAUCUAAGCUCGUGGGCAAGAAAUUCGUCGACCUAGUCCGAGGCAUGGAUCAGAGAGCCACAUUUUUGGCUAAAUUGGAGCGGAUCGAUCCGGUUGCAACUCAGCCUGCUGCCUCUGCUCCCGAUACCAAGAAAACAGCAGUCUCUUCAUCAAAUACAUACGAAGAUGACCCCGACUUCAGAUUUGAAAGGAAGAGAGGCAAACGGCAUGUCAUGAACCGACUGAGGAACGAACGUCUACAGGGCAUUUCUAUCCUCGCCACUCCUCAAGCAGAUGAUGAUGCGGGUCGCCUUUUGAUCGAUUCAUUGGACAUCGGCAAACGAAAGACAGUCACUCGGGUAAGGUUGAUUGUACCUAAAUCACUUUCUCAAUCAUCCGAAGUAGAUGCAAAGCUCAAAGGAGUCCGUGAAUUCCUCAAUAUGUAUUUAGGCCCACUGAUUUGGGCCAAUCCCACCGUCGACGUAUCUCUAACCUACGAUUCUAAUCAAACUUCCUCUAGUCUGAGGAUGGAAUCUGAGGAGGGUUCUGGACCCACUGAAAUUAAUCUGGAUAGUCUUAGUCGAUCUGAAAUUUUGCAAUUGAUCCUGAAUUAA